Molecule: messenger RNA, 120 nt
Organism: Racocetra persica
Lineage: Eukaryota; Fungi; Glomeromycota; Glomeromycetes; Diversisporales; Gigasporaceae
Source: the annotation of a GenBank genome assembly
GUGAAUAUAUUCAAACUAUUUCUCAUCUUGUAGUUCAGUGGACUACCGUGGAAAGCCUGUGUGAUCUUCCUCUCCUCACUAUGCAGACAAUGAUAGCCGACGAUCAUGCCUUCUAUAAUG